AACUGAUGAGUUUUAUUUUAUUUAUAUCAUGUGAGAUUGACGACACAUCUUCAUAUGAACUGGUUGAAUAUUAGUUUAACAUGUCUGAAAUAAAAGACAACGAUGAAGCAUAACUAUUGUGUGUUUUGUGCACUUCAAGCUUUGGAUAAUGCUGACAUUUUCUUGGAUAACAGAAACAUGACUGUUGUCUUUUGUGCUUCACCAUUCUUCGAUAAUAAACUAUCUUUGUUUAACUAUGUUUCUGAAGUUGUAAAUACGGGGAAGUCACACUUAGCCCAAUAACAAGAAAAACAGGCAUACCAGUGAGAUUAAAUGUCGUAAGCAUCCAAUUAGGGUUUUCAUUUCCUGGUUUGUUUCUCUUGAUCUCCCUGAACGAUUCGAUAUAAUCUUGUAGCGGGUAUCGAUGGCGAUAACUGUCAAUCCAUAUUGAUGAUGAAAUCUACAAAUAAAACUGACAUGGAUGAGUCGAUAGUUGUUGACAUGGAAUGAUGGUUAUGUAUUUGUUCUUAGGAUUAAAACUGCACAAAGGAUGACAAAACUAAAUCGACACUGACGAUUCUUUGGUAGUUUAUAUGAGAAAAUAAUGGAGAUCAAUAAUUCCGAGUUAAUGUCGAUGGACGAAAAAUGGAAAAUCAUCUUCAGUGAGCAAACCCGGGCACCAUUAUUUGCUGUUGGUCAUUAUAUAACAUAUUUAAAGAAACAUGUUGAGAAUGAAAAGGGUCACAAACAAAAAACCAAAAAAUUAAAAGAUGGAAUUCAUCCGCUGUCAUAUCUUCUUCGAAAGCUGAAACUCGACUUGAAGAUGUCCUAUGAAAGUUUCGUCAGUGAAUUUAUCAAGACGCCAAACAACGGACUGCAUCUACUCAUAAAGUUAUUACGUCAACUACAAAAUACGUCACGUCAGAAAUCUGCUUCUGUAGCAAGUAAAGAAUCUCGCUUAGAAGAAUUUAAGAGACAGUUGGCUGAUGAACAUGAUUGUCUACUGUGUAUAAAGUUUACUUUACGAUGUCAGUCUGCUGUAGGAAUCUUGGUUGGAGAAAUGGAUCAUCUGCAGAUUAUAUCAUCAAGUUUAUUAAGUAAUACCAUUAAAUCAAGAGUUGUCACCCUUGAGAUAAUGACCCUAUCGCUGAGUGUUCCAGAUGGCUUUGAUCGUGUAUUUGAGACCUUUACCUAUAUGAGAUUAAAGUUUGGUGAAUCUGUACGAUUUAAACUCCUGAUUAGCAUGUUGUUUACACAUGGCUAUGGUCAGAUCGUCUUUCAGGUAUCAGCAAUGAGGUUUUUAAACACGUUAAUAGCAGCUAGUGGAUCGGGUAAUCUUAAAGUGUAUCUACAACAAGAGCUAGAAAUGGCGGGACUUGAUAUUGAUAUUUUGUCUAAGUUUACAAGAGGCGAUGGUUUAGAAUUUGAUGAUUUGAGACGAGAAGUAGAAGAAUGGAAGUUUAGAUAUAUAGAUGUCGAUAGUUUACUGAAGAAACCCAAGCCUGAUGUUUGGUCUAAAGAAGAACGGCCUAGAUUUAGUGAUCAGGAUUCAAGAUUGACACCAAAUACUCACCAAGACGACCAGGUUAUACCACCAAAUACUUACCAAGACAACCAGGUUAUACCACCAAAGCCAUAUCCUAAUGCUUCACGAGAAUUACCUCCCGUUCCAAAUUUCACCGAAAUUCCUGCCAAUUCCCUCCAGCUGCUGAUGUCUUUGAUUCAUCAACAGAAACAGGAAGCCAAAAAUGACAUCAUGCAAGCUUUAAAUGACAGUAGACGUAACAGUAAUGAUGAUGACGACGAUGAUGAUAUGACGUCAGAUUAUAAUACCGACCAAGAACUUUAUAUUGCGCAUGUGUAUAAAAAUACCGAUGACUGUUUCAGCGACAGUUCCAAAGACAACACCCUCCUUAAUCUUGAUCAAAUCCGUCGCCAUUCCGAAGGUAUGGUAUUACUGCGCAAGAACAGGGUUCCGGAUAAUGAAAACAUUUAUGAAACUUUAAACACACACCCGUCGACAGUGAGAACUAAAGAACUAAUAGACCCGUGUGGCCUUGAAGUGCAGAAACGACGUGCAUCGGUUAAAACGCUAGGAAGUUUAAAUGGCAACUGGGUUUUAAAAUCCCAUUUAUCGAUGCCCUCUCUCAACACAAUCGAAAGACCAACUUCUGAAAUCAGAGGCGAUGGAUCAGGGGCCAGCGAUGGAAAACCCAAUAGGUACCCUGUCAUUCUUACCGAACGGGUUGGACAACCGGAUGGUGCCGAUCGCUCCCCACGAACUCCGCCUGAACCGGAACCAGAUUAUUCACCGGAUGUAACACCAAAUGGAACAAUGGCGAAAUGCAACAGUGAGGCGAUUAAGCUAUUAAAUGAUUUUGAUAAAAUGCUCGAUCAGCAUGAAGCAAAACCGAAGACUCGGUCAUCCAGAGAACCAGAUUAUAUUCCUUCUGGUACGAUAACGUUUGUGUGAUGAUCGAGAGUGAACGCAGCAAAAUUAAAGAUAUUUAUUUUAAUAACAAUUACAUUAAUUGUACUUACUCAUCUUUUUCAUUAAAAGAAAAUCUUUGAUGAUUCAUCCUAAUCUCAUCAUCUGUGGAACUUUCGUAGCACCGUCGUUGUGAGUGCUUGGAACACUAUAAUGGUGCUCAUCUGUCCAUCCGGAACGUUCUGAAUUAAAGGAAUUGAGUCCUGUUACAGUGUUGUGUGAGCAGAAUCAGAUAAUUAACCUAUGGCGAUUGGUUAAGAUAGUGUCGUUUGCUUGUCAUUAGUGGGCCAAAAGUCCCGAGUGAUUAAGAGAAUUAAAUUCCGGGACGUUAAAUAGACGAUCCCCUUUCAAACAUAAACGUGUAUUCUUUAUUAUAAAAUAUAUUCGGUGUAUAUUCCGAUUGAAUGUUACAGAACAUGCCAAUUAGGUAAACACGAGAAUUUCAGGCGACAAGGCAUGCGAUGGCUAUCUCGACCAAACAUCAUAGCUGAAACCUUUGAUUACUUCACAAUUCUCCAAACACCACGCCCACACCUGUUUCCAGAUAUGAUAGAACUGUGUCAGGACCCAGUCCCGUGCGAUAUGAUUGCAAUUCCGUGCAUUCGGAACAUUCUGAAGAGUUGACAAUCUACCACCCCCUCAGUUUCAUCUGCCAUGAUGUGCAAUGUCGAGCAAUCCGUCCAAACAUUUAUGUGAUAAUCUUAAAUGAAUGCAGCAAAAUCAAAGAUAUUUUUUUUUAAUUUAUUUUAAUACCAAAUAUUACUUGUUUAUUAUUGUAAAUUCAUUUGUGUAUUUAUGUCAAUUAUUUGUGGAAGUUUAAAUGAGUCCAAAUCUACUUCCAUAGUUACAGUUGUUACGCACUAGAUGUUUAAAUGGGUCUAAGUCUACUUCCUUAGUUACCGUUGUUACGCACUGGAAUUUUAAUAAUAAAUUUAUGUGAAAUGAAAAGAAAAGGGGUUUAACGUCCUACUUUUCUGUACCCACUGGGCUAAAAAGAAAACGAGCAAACGCCAUGUAGUGUGCUAUAUGUGAAAUUUUGCCCGGAUAGCCUCGCUACUACCUACUCCUAUUUUAAAUUCCAACUGUCAAGGGUUCUUUUACGUGCACUCCAAUGCACAUACGGGAAAGAAAUAUUGGUAUGGAAAACAAGACCACUGUCUUAAUUUGUUUUUUAAAUUAGGGAAAAGGACCCAGUGUAACUUAUUGUUGUGUGUGACAUCCGUAAUUAUGGUCUAAAUCUGCUUCCUUAGAACGAGACCACUGACUUUAUUUGUUGUUUAUUGUAUAAUUAUUGUUGUUCCUUAGUUACCGUUGUUAAGGAUUGAAGUACAGACUCCGUGUAUUUAUUGUUGUUUGUGAGUGACAUAUGUCAAUCAUCUGGUUAU
Messenger RNA from Patella vulgata (common limpet), 3852 nucleotides. RefSeq lists its product as uncharacterized. Gene Ontology annotation, cellular component: cytosol. Gene Ontology annotation, molecular function: actin filament binding; small GTPase binding. The record is from RefSeq and is a predicted model, not a curated record. Bases 584 to 2452 code for a protein of 622 amino acids. The transcript has 13 exons. Gene Ontology annotation, biological process: cortical actin cytoskeleton organization; regulation of cell shape; cell migration. NCBI's taxonomy places the organism in Eukaryota, Metazoa, Mollusca, Gastropoda, Patellidae.